Molecule: messenger RNA, 1152 nt
Organism: Seminavis robusta
Lineage: Eukaryota; Bacillariophyta; Bacillariophyceae; Naviculales; Naviculaceae
Source: the annotation of a GenBank genome assembly
GAAGAUUCGAUUUUCAGAACAGAAAAAUUACAGACCCACAUUUGCUCCGACUGGGAAAGAUCGACGAUGAUGCAAGUGCCAAUCCAACUCGACAGUCGACCGCCACCGUUCGCGAGACCAUCACCAUCGAUCGUUGGGUUCUAGUACAGUACACACCAAUAGUUGCGUUGUAGUUGAGGAAGAAGAAUUGUAGAGGCGAAACAAUGAGAGCAGCACUACUAAAGAACCUCCGCUCGGCCGCUUCUCGCGUGGGGCGCACUUCCAUGGCGUCGCGACCACUGGUCGCAUCCACCGCCAUGCGAUCGUUUGCGACGGCCACUGCUGGCGGCAACCUCAGUGUCAUGACCAAGGAAAAUCCCCACGUGGAUGUGGUGCGCUAUGAACACAAGAAUCGAAAAUGGAGUCUGGGUCACGUGGAUUAUUACUCGGAGGCUCUCGCCAUUGGGUUUGUCGAGAGUGGAUUGAAGCCCGGAGACGCCGUCCUUUGCUACUUGCCUUUGCACUUUUCCGAAACGAUGGUCCUUCAAUUCGCUUGUUCCAAGGCAGGAUUUGUCUUUUACCACUUGGAUCCUGCUCUGGCCGAAACGGACCCAGCAAAGUCCAAGACAGCCCUCGAACAAGCACUCACAUUGUCCAAAGCCAACGUCUUGGUCACCCAGGAAGCUACAGAUGAUGUCAACUACAUUAGUUUGGUGGAAGAAAUCAUCCCAGACAUUGACGUGUUCGAUUUUGCCAGCGGCAUGCCAUUUGUUUGCCCCCAGUUCCCACACCUUCGUUUCCCUGUUCACACUGGAUUUGAUCAAGAACAAAAAUGGGGAUUCAUUCCCUUGAGACACAUGUUGGUCCCCAGUGACAACCUAGACGAACAACUCAAAGGAUUCGAGCUGUCUGGUUCCACACCCCUGUUGGGACAAUUUACCUUGGGCAGUGAUGGAGUCCCGACGAGUCUCGGCCAGACACUUACCAACGAUCAAGUACUACAGGACAAUGCUUGGCCAACCUUUGCGGCAAUCCUCAAGAAGGAAUUCCACGACGUCGAAGGCGUUGGUGUGGUUUGGUAGAAGAGCUAUACAUUAUCUUUCCUUCAACAUUAUUUUACAUUCUGUGUUUCGUUAAUUCGGCAAUAUUAAUUAAUGGGAUCUUGAUGUUUUU